Messenger RNA from Morone saxatilis (striped sea-bass), 885 nucleotides. It is a transcript of the gene tmem130, whose product is annotated as transmembrane protein 130. The record is from RefSeq and is a predicted model, not a curated record. The coding region runs from base 1 to 885 and encodes 294 amino acids. The transcript has 7 exons. Lineage: Eukaryota; Metazoa; Chordata; Actinopteri; Moronidae.
AUGUCCAACCGCUCUGCUCCUAUUAGCUCCAAAAACAUAGCUGGGAAGUUGGUCUUCUAUCAGAUGGAGGGAAAUGCCACCUUUGUGAGGGACACAGGAGAGCUGGCUUCAGAUGUUCCGACUGAGACCAUGUUUGAACUCUUUGAUCCCCAAAAGAACUUCAGCACAGCAAAGUUCACCUACACAUGGGACUUAGGGAAUGGAGAGGUGAUCCAAGGGACUGAGCCGGUUGUCCGAUAUCAUUACGCAGAAUCAGGGAACUACACACUGCGGCUGAAAGUAGGAGUGAAUGUGACCAAAUAUGCACCUCUUCUCACUGACUUCUACUCCAUGGAUGUCCAAGUGCUCGAUGCCAUUAAAAACAUCGAGCUGAGGGGGCCUUCAGAUUAUGAGGUGUCGCAGAACACCAGUUUGGCUUUUCAUGUGGAUGGAAGUCCUCCCAUAUGGGUGUGCUGGCGUUUCCUGACCAACUGUAUACCAGAUAUGUCGGCGGGCUGCACGCUGACCAUGCUAUAUGAAAAUACCCUGAGACUGAACCACACCUUCACCUCCACCGGCGUCCACUGCUUGGACAUCAGUGUCCGUAAUGACAUCAGCAAGCUGCAGUCCUCCUUCAGCAUCUACGUCAAGAGAAGCAAUAACACCCACAUGUUCUUCAUCCUGUCAUGUGCUGCCGUUCUUGUAGCAACCUUCUCCUUCAUCACAGUCAUCGCCUGUUGGCCUCGUCAUCACAACAAAUCACAGAUUGCUGCUUCCAGUAACGCUGUAUUCCUGAAGAACCAAGACUCUGAUCAUCAAAGCUCGAUUCUUUUCAACUUCUCCAAAGUGGAGAAGGGAGAGAAAGAGCCACUCCUCUUACAGUAUGGGAGCCAAUACUCCUCUUAA